Lethenteron reissneri (Far Eastern brook lamprey) is the source of this 3498-nucleotide messenger RNA. Its product is annotated as nuclear receptor-interacting protein 3-like. NCBI's taxonomy places the organism in Eukaryota, Metazoa, Chordata, Hyperoartia, Petromyzontiformes, Petromyzontidae. The record is from RefSeq and is a predicted model, not a curated record.
UUGGUGGCCGUGAGCGAAAAUCGAAUUGGGGUUCGUAGCGCAGCGCGCUAACCAUUACGCUACCAUUCUACACAGUCAACCACACACACGCAUAGACAGCCACACACACAUGCACACACACACAUGCAGACACGCACACACGCACAGACAGCCACACACACAUGCACACACACACGCGCCCAUAUAUAGAGAGCACAUCCCUCACGCGCGCAGACCGAGACGGGCUGUCGCGUGUGUGCACACACACUCAUCCCGAUCCUACAGACAUUCCGUACGGUAUCAAAUAUUACAUCAUACUAAAUAGCGCAGUGUGAUUCGUGUCGAAUAAUAAUACUCAUUGUAUGGAGCGUAGUGCCUGGACAGCGAUACCGCUGUAGUUGUGCCGUGUCGGAUUUGUAUGAAUUUGCCUUCAGCUCUGAGUGCGCACGCCAGCCUCGUGUGAAGAAUCCACGAUCCAGAAUUGUGCAUCUCGCUUCGUCUUGGCAUCAUCGCUCUCCAACACAGCCUCUGUUCCCCCGAAUCGGUCUCUCACCACCACCAACUCCUCACCCAAACUCACCCCAUCUCCUUAUCCUCGCCACUGUCAUCAUCUUCAGCAGCAGCAGCAGCUACAGCAGCAGCAGUAACGAUGACGGAGCCCAGUCGACGGGAGAUGGAGCUGCACAAUGCCGCUCGGCUCCACCAGCAGAGGCGGCUCAAGCAGAACACGCAGUUCUCACACAAGGACUCGGCUGAUCUCCUGCCCCUGGACGGCUUCCGAAAACUCGAGGCCCAACCUCCUUACUCGCUCCAAAAGCGCCUGCUGGAAACUCACCUCUCCAAGCUGCGCUCCGACCCGCACGCUCCGCUCACCGCCUCUUCCACCACGGAGCCCGCUCAGCUCGCCUCGACCCAGCACACCCAAGCGCCCACCUCCGAGACCCCUUCUCCGACCCCUACCCCGACUCCGACCCCCGAGACCCUCACCCCGACCUCCGAGACCAUCGGGGUCCCGUCUCUGGAAAUCCUCACUGCGGUCCACGAAACCAUCGCUCUGCUCCCGAAAUCCGUCGUGCCGGCGCUGGAGAUGCUGUCCUUGGUGGUCGAGACGAAGGCCGCUGCAGCCGUUCCCCUGUCGCCCGUGCUGGAGAGCCAAUCGUCCCGCGAGGAGAGGGAAGAGGCGGCCACUCGCGAAGAAGAAGAAGGAGGAGGAGGGGGAGCGCCCUCGCACGACUCGCUCCGCGUGCGCUGCAAGUGCUCCGGCGGGGACGCGACGGCCGCGCUGUGCACGACGCGCGCCGCCAACCUCGUCUCCCACGCGUGCGCCAAGCGGCUCCGGCUGCAGGACUGGGGCGAGGAGGAGCGGGGGGAGCCGCGGAGCGCGCGCCCGGCGGGAGCCACGGCGCUGAUCGGGGGGCUGCUGCUGCAGCUGGGAGGCCGCACGCUGCGCUGCUCCGCAUGGGCGAUCGACGACGACUCGACGGACCUGCAACUGGGCCUGGAGACGCUGCGAGACUUGCAGGUGUCGAUAGACCUGGAGAGGGACUGCCUGGUCGUGGGCGGUGAAGUCAAGGAAGAGAUCCCGUUUCUCAAGGAGAGUUAGAACGUGCGAGGACGCGCGGUCGUGUGUGAGCGUGUGGACGUGCGCACGCCACGCACGGCGGUCGAGAGGUGGCCACCGAGAUCCAGUCACAGCUCCCAUAUCUCACGCCCCGCACGCACAACGCAACCACGGCAGCUCCCAAUACAACCAGGCGCAGGCCAACGUAGGACCAACACGUGGACAGCCACUCGGCAUGGGCGUCCUGAUAUAGCGACCACGCUGGAAUUGGGAUAGGAAAUAAGCAAAGUAACUCCUUCAUGUAUCCAUCGCUCCACGUAAGUAAAUAAAUAACCUACUUCUUACUCAUCCCAUCGGCCGCACGGCCUCCUGGGAAAGCAAAACGUCAGCAGCAUUGGUUCAAUUAGAGCAAACUCUGGUAUGGUUUGGACGGUCUCUCAUCAGCCUUGCUGGAAUCAAUGCUGGUGAACUGCCGAUGUUACUGGUAAGGGGACCAUCACUUUAAGAUAUGGGUCAUAGUCAAUGUUGGAAUCGGUUAAUCAGACCACGGAGGUCCACUUGCAUACCCCUCGCAGCCAUCCUUCUUUCAUCUGGUGGAGCGUUGAUCAGGAUCAUUUACUCCGUCUCUUUAGCAACCACCCCAACCCAAACUCUUCAACCCCAGUUACGGGUUUCAAUUGAAACCAGGCACUCAAAUAUGUUCAGCAUUGCAUGUACAGAAGCACUCAGCCUUAUCCAGACCACCAGCUCUAAGGAACUGAAUGGCGACUUUUGUCGUUCAGACCACCUACUCAAAGGGUUGAGAAAACGUGGCUAUCCUUCAACGACAAAAACGGCCAAGUUCAGUUGCUUUGAGCAGACGGUCUGAGGAAGACCGAGUCCUUUUGUACAUACAAUGCUGCACACCUUUGUGUUCCUAAAUCUAUUUGUUUCCAGCCUGCAGUAAAGUUCUUGUUGUGAUGGGCAGUCUCGUAAUUUAAAAAUUUCAACGUCCUUCUCAAACGACGCCCACGAGCCACCACGCCCCGGUGCCCCGUUCCCACGCUCGACGUUCCCCGUUCACACACAAAUCCAGUCGUUAGCAUUGCUGUACGCGCCUGAUAGUUGGUAAACACACAAACCCGUGCCGUGAUGGUUCGCGGAGUGGCGGGGGGGUGAUAGCGUUUGACGAUGCCUUCCUGUCGCGGACCCACUUAACCAGCAGUCGUACGAGAAGGGCAAGUGGGUUGGCAUUUUUAAUUCACUUUCAACGCUCACGCUCUCCGCGUGGCCGAGUCGAGAGCAACAUUUUAACGCCCAAUUCGCGAUAGCCAUGUGUGUUUGUGUGCGUGCGUUGCGGCCGAACGCGAGCGGCCAAUAUAUGAACGAGAAUGUCAGGUUCGUCGACGAGACGCGCGCCACCCCCGGCAAUUACGUCCAACUGUUAUCAGUCGACAGCCAAGGCAUAAUAAAACCAUCCAGGCAAACCGUCCACAAAACCCGCAGUCUGGGCAAGCGCUGGGGUCUCUUACACCCGAGAUUUGGCCGCAAAGCACGUCUGUGGUCACCGCCAGUGGCGCAGCUGUCGAGAGUGCAGGCGGUGCAAUUGCACCGGAGACACCGGAGGGGCCCAGGUGCCACGAUAUGAUGCCGGGGGGGGGGGGGGGGGCAAGGAGACGUAGGGGGACCCAAAGAGAGUUCCUUGCAAAGAGGACCAACAAACGCUUAGACCACCGGUUAACAACCGCAGCUCCAACGCUCGUUUUGUAUGUGAUCAUGUUUUUUAAAGCCGCUUCUUCAGUGUUCUAUACCGUGUGCCUGUGGCGAUUUGAUACAAAUUUACGCAGCCGUAAGAGUACGCAAGUGGCACGCACGUGAUAUUUUGCCGCAUAUUGGAAAUGUGUGUUUUUGAUGUGUAGCGAGCGCGGGGAAACAAUAUGACAACGCGCUGUUAUAUGGAAAUAAAUGUCGCCUAAACA